Messenger RNA from Hordeum vulgare subsp. vulgare (domesticated barley), 1976 nucleotides. RefSeq lists its product as uncharacterized. The transcript is spliced from 5 exons. The record is from RefSeq and is a predicted model, not a curated record. Bases 398 to 1723 code for a protein of 441 amino acids. NCBI's taxonomy places the organism in Eukaryota, Viridiplantae, Streptophyta, Magnoliopsida, Poales, Poaceae.
AAACGGAACAGGUCGGCGACGCGCCGUGCCAGUUCAAGCCCCCAAACCUCACGAGGCCACCAGGCGAGAGAGGGAGGCUGCUCACGAGGAGCAGCAGCAGAAUCAGAACCAGCAGCGCCGCAGCCCCCGCAGCAAACGGCCCAAUCGCCGGCGCGAGGGGGUGGAGCUUCCCGUCCCGAGGUUCGUCGGCGCGGCCGUUUUCUCCCCGGUGUCCGGCGCCUCGAUCUCGUCUCCUAGCCGCCGCCGCCGCUCUCCACCGGCCGAUCCCGCGAGCCCAGGCCGCAGAUCGUUCCAUUCCGCGAGGAGAGGCGAAAGUGAGCGCGCGCGGCCUCUGGACCAACCGGGGAAAGGCAAAGGGGGAGGGUAGGUUCCGGCUUUAGGAGUGAGCUCCCGGGUCAUGGAUUUCUUCAAGCUCAAGAAGUUUGGCAAGGCCCGGAAGGGCUCCAGGCGUGAGGGAGAGGCCUUGGAGUGCGAAGAGGAGGCCAACCCCGGGAAUGUGGGUUUGGAGGGUGACGUCUUCGAGGAGAACCCUGAGGCGGCCGCAGGGGCCGGUGUGGCCAACGUGGGGGAGGAGGUUGGGGAGGAAGAGGAGGACGAGGACGACGAUUUCAUCACCAACGAGGUGAAGCGGAGGCUCAAGGACAUGAGGAAGAACACCUUCAUGGUGCUCAUCCCGGAGGAUGAGAAUGCUGAGGUGGAGGAGGAUGGGGACGAGGAGGAGGAGGAGGAAGGGAGUAGCUCCAGGGAGUGGAUGGAGUCCGACGUCGGUGAAGGGUUCCCGCUAUGUGGCUUCGACUCGCUCUAUGAUAAGUACUCUCAGAGAAUGGUGGCGUUUGAUAACAUGAUUACACAGAUCUUUAAGGAUCCAGGGUCAUUCAACAUCUCAAAAAAGUCGCCUAGAUCAGCAUCAAAAUUGGCAUCAACCUUGCGCAGUCUAUCAUUCAAAAGGAGGGAUGAGCUUCAGGAGGACUGUGAGAAUCUUCAUCAGCAGCAGCAGAGCGAGGAUGACCCUUACCAAAUACUUGAGACUGCUUAUGUCGCACAAGUUUCUUUAAGCUGGGAGGCUAUUCAUUGUACUUACAUGCACCUGAGUCUGAUACUGGCAGCACAGCCAGAGAAUCCCACCACCUAUAGCUGUGCUGCUCAAGCAUUUCAGCAGUUCCAGGUUCUGUUGCAGAGAUUUGUUGAGAAUGAACCAUUUGAGCAAGGUUCACGUUUUGAGAUAUAUGCACGUUCACGGAGCUCCUUGUCGAAAUUGCUUCAGGUUCCCACUUUUCAAGUUGCAGACGGGAAAGAUAAUGCUGAAGACCAAAUGGAACCAUCAAUCUUGGCACCUGACCUCAUGAAAUUAUUAGAGGAGUGUAUCUUAACUUUCCGUGUUUUCCUGAAGAAGGACAAGAAAAAGAGCAGUGUCCUCAUGGGUGUUCAUGGCCAUACUGGAAGUUCGAUUCAGCAAGUUCAAUCCUCUCUGGAUAAGAAGGAGAUGAAGGUGAAAGAGCUGUUCAAGAAGAAGAAGGGAUGGAAGAGCAAGACCUGGCCGACCACAAUGGAGGAAGUGCAGCUGCUGUUUGCCCUGACGGACAUCAAAGUGGUGUCGAGGGUCCUGAGGAUGGCAAAGCUGAGCAAGGAGCAGCUGCUGUGGUGCGAGGAGAAGAUGAGCAAGCUGGACCUCUCCGACAACAAGCUGCGGCGGGAUGGAUGCCCUAUCCUCUUCCCCUGCUGACGCAUUUCCUUCCGCAGACAUAUGCCAGUUAGUGUUGGUUCGUUUGGCCCCUUCGCGGAGCAGGAAGCGAGCAUGGCUGCUUCCUGAGCUGAUGAUAUAUGUACAUCUUAGGCUGGAAUGUUUAUACUAAAGUCAAGCGUAGUACUCCAGUUGUGUCGCUCUGCAUUAGUUUGGGGUUGUUUAUGCAGCAUGGCGACAGCCUAUGGAAACCAGCUGGUAAAUUCAGAAAUAAACGUCUGGUAAAUUCUGGUCA